Phoenix dactylifera (date palm) is the source of this 1503-nucleotide messenger RNA. Its product is annotated as HMG (high mobility group) box protein with ARID/BRIGHT DNA-binding domain-containing protein. Gene Ontology annotation, molecular function: DNA binding. Lineage: Eukaryota; Viridiplantae; Streptophyta; Magnoliopsida; Arecales; Arecaceae. The record is from RefSeq and is a predicted model, not a curated record.
CUCAUGAUUUUGGCCUUAACUACCACCUCCACUAGCUAACACCUCACCACAAUCUCACUUUAAUCAGUUCUACAUCUGGCUCUCCCAUUUUGUCUCUACUCGUCUCAUCUACGGCUUUUGGUGUGAUGGGAGAGGAGAUAAGAAUAGAGGAGGUAGGGAUGAGAGAGAUGGAGGAGAUCGAAAGGGCUAUGGCGGUGCAGGUGAUGAAGGAGAAGGUCUACCCUCCUCGGCUUCACUCCCAUGAGGACGUUGCCAAUGACAAGGCCCUUUUUAUGAAUUCCCUGCGCCGUUUCCACUCCUCCAUGGGCACCAAGUUCUCGAUUCCCGUGUUAGGAGGUAAGGAGAUCGAUCUGCACCUUUUGUACAAGGAAGUGACUCAAAGGGGCGGCCUUGAUAAGGUGAUUUUGGAGAAAAGGUGGAGGGAUGUAAUAGCGGCAUUUGGUUUCCCUCCUACCACAACAAGUGCAUCCUACGUGCUGAGGAAAUACUACUUAAGCCUGCUCCACCACUACGAGCAGGUGUAUUUUUUUGGAGCCCAGGGGGCCCCUAUCCCUCCUUCAGCUUCGUCGCUUACCAAGACCCCAAAGAUCAAGGUUGAGCGUACUCUGGUUUCUUCUGAAUCGACGACAAAGAAGACUGGAAGACGGAAAAGAUCGGAGCAUCCGCAGCAAAGCAAAGAGUCAUGCUGUUUUACUGUGACUGGAUCAAUCGUUAGGAAGUUCGAGUACGGGUAUUUGGUGACGGUGCAAAUUGGCCCUGAGACACUGCAUGGAGUGCUCUAUCAUGUCAAGCAGCCUGGAGAGGCUUCACCCUCCACUCAUGUUCUGCCUCCGCUGAAUGCCGCUGCAGCUAAUGGCACCCUGACCGAAGACAGACGUAGGAAGAAGAGAAAGCGGAGAGGUUCUGACCCUGCACGCCCGAAGCCAAGCAGGAGCGCAUACAAUUUCUACUUUGCUGAACAACAUUCCAAGCUCAAAGCUCUCUAUCCCCAGAGGGAAAAGGAAUAUAGUAAAAUGAUAGGAGAGACUUGGAGUAGACUGACUGAAGAAGAAAGACUGGUAUAUCAGGCUCGUAGAGAUGAAGACAAGGAGCGAUACAUUAGGGAAAUGGAGGAGUACAGGGAGAAGCAGAAGCUCCAGCAGCAGUCCAAGGAAGUCAAGGAGGCUGAGCCAUCCAAUGUGAAUUGAUGAUGAACCUGAACGAAUGGAGUUCUGGUUGUCACGCUGUCAAGCGGUGAAGAGGGGUUACUGCGCACAUGGUAAAGGCAUUACAAGGAACCACAGGCAGAGUUCACCUCUCGGCGAUACCUGUUUUUAAGCUUGAGAGUUUCUGCAGGGACUAUACUGUUUGCUGAGAACAUUGCAGUAGUUGUGCAGGAAGAUAAGAUAGACAUAUGAUAGAUCCAAUGGAGACAGUAGUUCUAUAAUCACCAUGCCUUUUGGCAGUGGAACUUUAUUUGUUUGGAAACAUAAAUUUUCAUAUCUUGUGAGUGCUUUCCAUGGA